This is a messenger RNA of Drosophila yakuba, 804 nucleotides long. RefSeq lists its product as uncharacterized. The transcript is spliced from 2 exons. Bases 91 to 804 code for a protein of 237 amino acids. The record is from RefSeq and is a predicted model, not a curated record. NCBI's taxonomy places the organism in Eukaryota, Metazoa, Arthropoda, Insecta, Diptera, Drosophilidae.
UUGUAAUUUACUUCAUUUGGCAGGGGAAAUCAAACAUUUUCAAAAUUGUACGUUUAACUCUUGCCCUGCUUACAAAGAAGCAACUCCAAAAUGUCUUCGGUGCUGCAUUUACUUGGCUUCCUGUGGCUUCCUUUGCUCGUUUAUAGUGCCUUGAAUGAUAUGGUGGGAUUGCAGAAAUGUACAGAGCUUCUGAACACACAAAAGUUGGUCUACUGCUGUGGAAAGUCCUUUCUGGAUAAGUUUCUAUUCGUCGGCAGCAAUUGCACACCGUAUUGGGAUGACUUUGGUCCUUGCCGCUAUGAGUGUCUGUAUAGGCACUGGCACCUCAUGAAUCAGGAAAACCAGAUCAACAAGCCGGAGCUCUACAUGAUGAUCACCAGCCUCUACAGCCCCUUGAAUGGUUACGAGAAAUACGGAGCCGCCAUGAAGGAGGCCCACGAGACUUGCGAGGCUCUGGGCUCAAGACACGCCGACUUUCUGCUGCUCUACUCCAACCAGGUGUCGGAAAUGAUGGGCAUGGCUUCCUCCACUUGCUUGCCAUAUGCCAUGCUCCAUGCCCAGUGCACCAUGGUAUACCUAACCGCCAGCUGUCCGCGUGAAUACUGGAUGGAGGAUGCGAUGUGCAAUGAUCUCCAGAAACUGUUGUCCAGUUGCACAAAGAAACUGGACGAAAAGACGAACCAACUCAAGGCAAAAGACGAUGGGCUAACGGGCAACGGGUGUAAGCCUAUGGAUUCAAAGGGACACCAUUUGCUCCUGGCCAGUUUACUAACCCUGAUGGUUUCAAAGCUCCUAUCGGCUUAG